This is a messenger RNA of Tarenaya hassleriana, 1524 nucleotides long. RefSeq lists its product as uncharacterized. The transcript has 3 exons. Bases 1 to 1524 code for a protein of 507 amino acids. The record is from RefSeq and is a predicted model, not a curated record. NCBI's taxonomy places the organism in Eukaryota, Viridiplantae, Streptophyta, Magnoliopsida, Brassicales, Cleomaceae.
AUGGCUCAAGAGGAAGACAUUCCGAGUGAAUAUUCUCGCGAUAUACCAAAAAGAGAAGGUGAUCCCAGUUUGAAGAUUGUGAUCGAUCAGUUGGCAGCACUUAAUGCUAAAUUUGCGAAUGCCAGCUUGAUUUCGACCACAGAUGCCCAUACACUCCCCCAAGAUGAUCUCAGCAUGUAUGCAGUGAAAGAGAGAACCGAAGACCUCAACUACGUGAACAACAACACCUACACGAACUCAUAUAAUCCAGGGUGGCGGAAUCAUCCUAAUCUCUCUUACAAGUCCAACAACGUCGAGAAUCCUGCACCAAAUAAUCCGAGGGCAUCCCAUAAUCCGAAUCAGAGGAUCCCACCCGGUUUUGCUUUUCAAUCCAGGGGUCCAAAUCAGAACUCCAACUACAGAGCUCCGGGGCAGACCUUCAACAAUCCUGCACCUUCUGAUAAUCGUGACCUUUCUCAGGAUACAUAUGCUCUUAUUCAACAACUCAUGCAGGAAGAGGCAAAGACGACACAUGAAUUCCGCACUCAAUUCGCGAGCAUCGAUGCCCAUUUUAAGCUCGUAGACAAUCAGAUUGCCCAGUUGGCAGUAGACACUCAACCAUCCACAAUGGUCGAGCAGAGAGAGGUUUUGAAUGAUCAUGCUAGUCCAGAAGACAUACCCGAACCGGCAUACGUACCCCCUCCUCCUAAGCCUCCGCCGGUACCGUUUCCGUCUCGCCUGAGGAAGCAUAACGAAGACAGCCAAUUUGCUAAAUUCGCUGAGAUGCUAAAGAAACUCGAGGUAACCAUGCCCUUUACUGAAGCUAUUUUACAGAUUCCCUCGUAUACCAAGUUUUUGAAGGACAUCCUGACCAAGAAAAGAGUCGUCGAGAAAGAGACUGUAGCUCUCACUGUAGAGUGUAGUGCGUUGAUACAACACGAGUUACCACCCAAGCGCUCCGACCCAGGUAGUUUUUCAAUCCCUUGUACGCUAGGUAACGUCUACAUCGAUAGUGCUUUGUGUGAUUUAGGUUCCAGCGUCAGUCUUCUUCCACUCUCCAUCUUUAAGAAGUUGAACGUGGGUGAACUAAAACCCACUCGAAUGGAUCUCCAGUUGGCUGAUCGUUCUGUUAAGUACCCUGCUGGAAUUCUUGAAGACGUCCCUUUGAAAGUCGGGAAUUUCUACAUUCCGGUUGACUUCAUGGUUCUGGACAUGGACGAAGAUUCUAAAGUACCCAUCAUUUUAGGUAGACCUGCUCGAACGUGGAUAACCGCCGAUGCUGUUAUCCACGUUCGAGCAGGUCGACUUACCAUGAAAAUUGGUGACGAGACGGUGGAAUUCACUCUAGACAAAACCCUCAAGCAACCGUCAUCUACAGAAUCUGCUUGUUUCAUUGAUAUCCUGGGACCUCUAGCCGAAAAGGAUAGCAUCUACGCCGCUAUAGACCAGAUGUGGAUCUACGGACACAUUUUAGAGCAUGAUGAGCUUCUAGGAAAUCUCGAAUUAGACACGAUCGUGUCAUUGGCGUGUCAACUCCUCGGAUAG